CUGCACAUUGCCCGGGCGGCGCCAUGGCGGGGGGCGGCUGGCUGUGCGGCUCCGCCGGGCUCCGGGACUGGAACCAGACAUGGUUUAUAGAUCUCCUGCACUUUCCCCAGUGCUUUCAAGAUACGGUCCUUGCCUGGAUCCCCUGUGCCUAUCUUUGGAUCGUUUUUCCAUUCUAUUACCUAUAUCUGAAGCACCACAAGAAAGGAUACAUCAGGAUGUCGCACCUCUUCAAAGCUAAAAUGGUGCUUGGAUUCAUAUUGAUGUUACUGUGUUUUUCUGAUCUAUUCUUCACCUUAUGGGAAAUAAACCAAGGAACACUGCGGCCUCCAGCCUUCUUCAUUAGUCCAGCAGUGCUGGGGAUCACAAUGAUGCUUGCAGUGUUUCUUACCCAGCUUGAAAGACAGAAGGGUGUCCAGUCAUCAGGCAUCUUGUUGAUUUAUUGGCUGCUGUCAUUCCUGUCUAGUAUUGUGACUGUUAAUUUGAAAAUUCAACAUGCCGUGAAAUUGGGCUUCCUGGAGGACCCCUUCCAUCAUAUCACUUCUUACAUCUAUUCUACCUUGGUGCUAGUAGAAUUGGUGAUCUCCUUCUUUACAGAUCAGCCUCCCUUCUUCUCCAAAAUUGUCAGUGAUUCCAAUCCAUGUCCAGAAGCCAGUGCCUCGUUUGUUUCCAGAAUCACUUACUGGUGGUUCUCUGGGCUACUCUGGAAAGGCUAUCGGCAGCCAUUAGAAGCGAAAGACCUUUGGUCGCUAAUGAAAGAAAACUCAUCUGAGGAAAUUGUCUCCCAGCUUGAAAAAGAAUGGAAGAUGUAUUGUGACAGAAACAGGCAAAAAGCAGGGUCAAUUAAAUUUGAAAAGGAUCAGCAAAGGGAGGCUGAUACAACAGAAGCCGGAGAGAAGCAGGUUCUGUUACAGCCAGAAGACUGUCAGAGCAAGUCCUUGCUGAAAGCAUUAUGGAGCAUGUUCGGAACCUAUUUCCUUUUUGGUACCCUCAGCUUGGUCAUUUGUGAUGUCUUCUUGUUCUCAGUCCCAAAGAUAUUCAGCUUUUUUCUGGAGUUCAUGAAAGACCAAGAAUCCCCUAGCUGGAAGGGUUAUUUCUAUGCAGGAUUAAUGUUCUUCUUAGCUUGCCUCCAGACUCUGUUUGAACAACGGUACAUGUAUACAUGUCUUGUAAUAGGAGUAAGGCUGAAGACUGCAGUUACAGGCCUGGUGUACAGAAAGAUCUUAGUCAUGUCAAAUGCAGCAAGGAAAGCAACAACAGUAGGAGAAAUUGUCAAUCUGGUGUCUGUUGAUGUCCAAAAGUUAAUGGAUCUCAUCAUCUAUUUUAAUGGGAUCUGGCUUGCUCCCAUUCGGAUUAUCAUCUGCUUUGUCUUCCUGUGGCAGCUCCUGGGACCAUCUGCCUUGACUGCAGUUGCUGUAUUUUUUCUUCUUUUGCCUCUGAAUUUUGCGAUUACCAAGAAAAGGAGCCAGUUUCAGGAGGAGCAGAUGCAGCAUAAGGAUGACAGAGCAAAACUCACCAAUGCUAUUCUCAGCGACAUGAAAGUCAUCAAACUGUAUGCCUGGGAGAAAGCCUUUAUGGAGAAAGUGCUUGGUAUCCGGAAGCAAGAACUACAAGCCUUAAAAAGGUCUCAGCUUCUGUUUGCGGUGUCUCUGUCUUCCUUCUACUCAUCUACUUUCCUGAUUGCACUGGUCAUGUUUGCAGUCUACACCUUGGUGGACGAGACCCAUGUCCUUGAUGCCCAGAAAGCUUUUGUGUCCUUGACGCUGAUCAACAUUCUCAACACUGCCCACUCCUUCCUGCCAUUUUCCAUCAAUGCUCUUGUGCAGGCCAAGGUUUCCUUAAACCGUUUAGCUGCAUUUCUUAGCUUGGAAGAGCUGGAUUCAGACAACACGAACACAGAUCUGUUGGAUAGCUUCAAGAAAUGUAUCAUCAUAAGGAAUGGAACUUUCCACUGGAGCAAAGAACAUUUUCCUUGCCUGAAAAGGAUAAAUUUAUCUGUGCUGGAAGGCAGCCUGCUUGCUGUGGUGGGCCAGGUGGGAGCUGGAAAGUCUUCUCUGCUGUCAGCAUUACUUGGGGAGCUGCAGAAGUUGGAAGGCCACGUAUUUGUGAAGGGCACAGUGGCCUAUGUCCCCCAGCAAGCUUGGAUACAGAAUGCUUCAGUGGAAGACAAUAUCCUGUUUGGAAAAGAGAUGGAUGACAGUUGGUAUAACCGAGUGAUACAUGCUUGUGCGCUGCACCCAGACCUGGAAACCUUCCCUGCAGGAAGCAAAAGUGAAAUAGGAGAAAAGGGGAUAAAUAUAUCUGGAGGGCAGAAACAGAGGGUGGGGCUCGCUCGAGCAGUGUACCAGAAGGCAGCUCUUUACCUACUGGAUGACCCUCUUUCAGCUGUGGAUGCCCAGGUUGGACAGCAUAUUUUUGAGCAGGUCAUUGGACCUAAUGGCUUACUGAAGGAGAAGACUCGAAUUCUGGUGACUCACACAAUCAGCAUCUUGCCCCAUGUCGACAAUAUUGCUGUGCUGGUGGAUGGCGAGAUCUCAGAAAUGGGUUGCUACCAAGAACUGUUACAGAAAAAUGGGGCUUUUGCUGACUUCCUUUAUUCAUACAGCAGCGCAGAAGAGGAAGAGGGCUAUGAUUUACCAGCUGCAGGAAAUGCUGACAAUGCCGUCGUUCCCAGAAAUGCUACACACCCAGAAGAACCCUUCAGUGACGGGUCACUCAAGGCUUCUACAGAGAGAAGCAACUACAGAGCCAUAAGACAAGACCGUGCACCUACUGCAGCUUCCAAAGAUGUGGGAAGACUAAUCGAAGGGGAGAAAACUCAGCAUGGCAGGGUUAAUACUUCCAUUUAUUUGGACUAUCUGAGGGCAAUGGGCUCCCCGAUCUGUUUGUACAUCAUCCUGUUGUUUACAUGUCAGCAAACUGCGUCGUUUUGUCGCGGUUACUGGCUCAGCAAGUGGGCAGACGACCCUGUUAACAAUGGAACGCAAAAGCACACAGAGCUGCGAGUUGGAGUGUUUGGUGUUCUUGGAGUCGUUCAAGCCAUUGGCAAGUUUGGGUCCACAGCAGCUGUCCUGCUAGGAGGGGUGAUAGCAUCCCGCAAACUCUUUCGGCAGUUACUGGAAAACAUUGCUAGAUCCCCAAUGAUGUUCUUUGAGCAGACAUCCAUUGGAAACUUGCUGAACCGCUUCUCCAAAGAAAUGGAUGCUAUUGAUUCUAUUAUCCCAGAUAAGCUUAAGUCCUUGCUGGGGUUCUUGUUCAACUUGUUGGAGAUCUACAUUGUGAUUGUAUUGGCCACGCCAAUAGCGGUGGUGGCAAUCGUGCCAUUGACAGUGCUGUAUGCUGUGUUCCAGAAUUUCUACGUUGCCACCUCCUGCCAGCUGAGGCGUCUGGAGGCUGCUAGCCGCUCGCCCAUUUACUCCCACAUUUCAGAGACAUUCCAAGGAAGCGGUGUGAUUCGUGCUUACAAGGAGCAACAGAGGUUUAUUUCCAAGAACGAUUUCCGAGUGGAUGAGAACCAGAGAAUGUGCUUCCCUGGGGUGGUUGCCGACAGGUGGCUGGCUGCAAACCUGGAGUUUCUAGGCAACGGCAUUGUAUUGUUUGCAGCCCUUUUUGCUGUGAUCAACAAAAAACAACUUAGCCCAGGGAUUGCUGCCUUUUCCAUUUCAUAUGCUCUUCAGAUAACUGGCAUUUUGAACUGGAUGGUGCGCUCCUGGACAGAAAUAGAAAACAAUGUUGUUUCGGUGGAGAGAGUGAGAGAGUAUUCAACAACUCCUAAAGAGGCCCCCUGGACUCAGGAAGCCAAGUCUCAAAGUCAGGCUUGGCCCACUGAAGGAAGAAUUGAAUUUAGGAACUACAGUUUACAGUACAGGCCAAACUUAGAGUUAGCACUGAAGAAUAUCACAAUAACAAUAAGGGGGCAAGAGAAGAUUGGCAUAGCUGGAAGAACAGGAGCUGGGAAAUCAACUCUUGCAGUGGGACUACUGAGAUUAGUGGAAGCUGCUGAAGGAGAAAUCUCAAUUGAUGGAAUAAAUAUUGCUCACAUAGGUCUCCAUGACCUUAGAACCAAAAUAACAAUUAUUCCCCAGGAUCCAAUUUUGUUUUCUGGUUCUCUAAGAAUGAACCUCGAUCCCUUAAACACAUACUGUGAUGCAGACAUCUGGACAGCUUUGGAACUGACUCAGCUUAAGAACUUUGUACUGGAUCUGCCCGAUCAACUGAACUAUGAGUGCUCUGAACAAGGGGAAAACUUGAGCGUUGGUCAGAAGCAGCUUCUUUGUCUGGCCAGGGCACUGCUACGGAAAGCCAAAAUCUUGGUUCUAGAUGAGGCUACAGCAUCAGUGGAUGUAGAAAUGGACCUCCAUAUUCAAUCAAUGAUAAGGACUCAGUUCAAAGAGUGCACAGUGUUGACAAUAGCUCAUCGUGUGAACACCAUCCUGGACUGCAACAGGAUUUUAGUCUUGGAAAAUGGUCAGAUUGCCGAAUUUGAUACACCAGAGAAAUUAAUGGCUCAAAAGGGACUAUUCUACAGACUGGUUGAAGAAUCAGGCCUUGUUUGAUCAUCACCCAAAACAUGCAUCAUCAUACCACUGUUGUUGAAAAGAACUGAUCUAUUCUUAAAUCACCUAACUUUGGUUUGGUUGUAAAACAUCUGGUACUUAAUCAAAUCUCAUCUGCAUUUGAGCCACGAUGCACUAAAUACUUAAAGGGAAACUAUUUUACUGUACAUGAAAGAUACACACAUAUCCAGCUUUUUGUUUUCAGACCACUUUCCAUCAUUAUACUACUAGAUGAAACUAUGGUCACAAUUGAAUGUUAUUACCAAAUGUUUUGGCAUUCUCUCUGGGAAGGAAUGAACAGUUGUUGCACACACCACUUCCUUAUUGGCUUGGUUUUUCAAAAAUUAAAUACUAAUAAUUCAUUUAUGCCCAGUUAGUCAGAUGAGCCAAUUGGAAUUUAAACACCUGGCUGGGGUCAUCUGACCCCAGCACUCUUUCCUGCCCAAGGCAGGGGGUCGGACUCGAUGAUCUACUGAGGUCCCUUCCGGCCCUAAAACUCUAUGAAUUAUGGGGUUAGAAGAAGAAAUGCACGCUCGCGUGUUAUUGCUUUUGAAGCAAAAUAAUUGUUCUUUGCAUUUGACUCAGAUUGUAUUACAAGUAGUGGCAACUUCUUUGGGAGGGUCUUAGACAUUCCCGAGAGCGUCAAAGAAAUCAAACUGUUGUUCAAUUUAUAUGUUGCAAUGAGGUGCUGCUAACACGUUCUGUAAAAUAACUCAGAAUUUCAAGUAAGGUUUCAUUUGUACUGACUUUGGUACUUCCCACAGCUUAGAAUUUGCCAUGUUCAGUGGGUGCUGUCCUCCUACUUCAGGCAGAUGGAUAGUGCUGGAAAAGUAAAUUUUAUACAACGAGAUAGUUAGUAUGUGCUUGUGCAGAGCCCCAGGCUGAAAGAGUUCCUCUCCUUGGUUUAUUCCUAAAGAUUAAACAGCUACUAUCUAAUUGUGGGCAAAUCAUUUUUGUAUGCUUCUUUCCUCUUCCACAUUUUGUCUGGUCUAUUUAAAAUCAUAGGGUCCUCACGCCAGGGACUGAGCCUUGCUGCUAUGUACAGUGCACAGAAAAACCCCAGCCUUCAAUGCAGCUUGUAGACAUUAUUAUUUGUAUUUAAAAAAAACGGGACAGGAAACAAAGCACUGGGAUACUUAAAUGAAAUUUACUGUGACUGUUGUUAAGAUGCUGUAUUAUUCCAGUUUUAUCUCAGAUUCUCCAGCACAAAGAUAUCAGUAUGUCUGUUUCUUCAGGAAAUAAUAUUGGGAGGAAUAGGAGAAUGCAGAUUAGGAAGUGGCUCCUUCCAACUGAGGGAAAUAACAACCAGCAGCUUGCUGUCGUCACCUGAUGGCUGUUCAGUGGCUGACCUAGCACGUGUUUAAAUGACCUUAGUCUAGUUUCCAAAGGAUAAGUCACAGUCACAAAAUCUACCAUCUGCUACUCAUGCUUGGUGUUAACAGCAGGAAAUGUGCAAGCAAGGGCUUUCUCUUGCUGUUGUACAUGUUUGUGCCAAAAUAAAACACUUUAGGGCAGUGGUUUUCAACUGUUUCAGACUCCAGGCACUCCUCAUUAAACUUGUGGUACCCCCUGCCCCCAGAACUUCUGCAAAUUGAGCAGCACUCAAUUUAAAAUACUAGUUAGUUAAUUUAUUACAAAGCUCAUCUCCUUGCCAUGGGGGAGAGUGAGGGGGCAGGCAGGAAUGGAGAGCCUGAGCCUGUCCUCAUCUCCUCACGCUUCCUGCAGCACACUUCCAAGGAUCUCAGGUAUCCCAGGUUGAGAAUCACUGCUUUAGGUUACAGAGAGAUGACCUGUUUGCAACCCAGUAAGUCAGACAGAAGUGUGCUUUUAAAAACCAGAGAGAGAUUUCCAGGUCAUACAAUGAAGCAAAACAAAAAUACCAUUGGGUCCCAAGAUGUGUAAAGAGGUGUUGCAAAAGAGACUGAAUUCUCAGAAUUAUGUCCAUCACUUUGAUGAAUGCAGUAUUUUAGAUUAAUACAAGUCACCAACUUUAUGAUCUAGUUGAUAAUGGCUAAGUACAGACAUUCAAGAAACCCCUGGAGAAAAGUGCUCUCUCUCACUUUACUUAAAGCACUAAGUUAAAGCGUGAUAACACCAAACAGAUGUUUACUGCUUGGUAGGGGGAGGGAGGGAAGGGGGAGCCUGCCCACAUUAGUUGCUGCGGGCACUCCCAGGAGGCUGCUGAAAUAGUCCCCCUCCCCAACCCCAGCCCUCCUCCCUUGCCCCCUGGCAGCAGCUGGGGGAGAGGAAGACCCCAGGCCCCUUCCCCGUGGCCCCCCGCCGCCAUUUUGCAGUGUGGGGAUGCUGAAUAUACAUGAUGGGGAGGCUGCUGGAAUGUGCUAAUUAGCAUACUUCAGCAGACUCGAUUAAUUGAGUCUGCUCCUGUGUACGCUAAUUAACAUACAUCAAAGCAGAUGUCCAGCAUGUGUAUAGGUGCCCUUAGGAGUGCAAUCCACCAUUUUUCAAGUGCUCUAAGAGCCAUGAACAUCAGUUCAUUUAUAGCUUGAGAGAGCUUUCUGCAUGCUUAAUGCAUGAUGAUCUGUACCUAGCCAAUGCAACUAAAGCAGUGAUUCUCCACCAGAGUGCUGGGACAUCCCAGGGUGCCACCAGAUCCUUUGAUGGGUACCUUGGGGUAUGAGGAAAGGAUUAGAUAAGCUAAGUAGAUUAACACACACAGUCUUGUCCGGGCCUGAUCCCCAACCCAGACUGCCCCACCUCUCUACAAGAGAGUAAGCGCUGUAACACAAGUUAGUUGUUGAAACAGAAGUUCUGGAGGGGUGCCUCGAGUUCAAAAAAGUCUGAGAACCACUGGUCUAAAGAAACUAUCAUAAGCAUCAAUCAAAUGCCAAAACCCAUUUCCUGUAGAAAGUAAGAGUAAUUUGAAAUAGGUUCACUGGAAACCUGGAUCCAGCAGAGCAUACAAAGGGAUUUAUAAAUCACUGAUUUGUCACUCAUUUGAAAAUUUGAUUUUCAAACAAACAAACAAACAACAGGAAGGGAAGUUUAAAAGAAUGAGUCUCUGGUAAAAUAACAUCUAUUCCCUUUCCCUAAGACAGCAUUCAAACAAGGUUUUAUGUUGAGAAUUCUGUUUUGAUACGAGCUUUUGUAAGUUACUUUGAAGAAAUAUGAAAUGUUAAGAAAAAUGUUUAAUAAAAUGAUACAGAAUAAAUGAUAAUAUCAUAAGGCAA
Molecule: messenger RNA, 7741 nt
Organism: Alligator mississippiensis (American alligator)
Lineage: Eukaryota; Metazoa; Chordata; Crocodylia; Alligatoridae
Product: ATP-binding cassette sub-family C member 6
Exons: 31
Coding region: 24-4553 (1509 amino acids)
Biological process (GO): transmembrane transport
Cellular component (GO): membrane
Molecular function (GO): ABC-type transporter activity; ATP binding; ATP hydrolysis activity
Source: RefSeq, a predicted model, not a curated record